UUGUACUCUGUGGGGAUAAGUGGGGAUAACCUUAAAAGUUGUUUGUUGGUUAUUUUGUGUAAAAUCGUGUCGGGCACGAGAUUUUCAUUAAUAAGAUUUAAUUAAAGCAAUGGUCUCAUUACAGCCUAUCGGUAUGAAAAAAAGAAAAGAGAAAACUAAUAAAAACCAAGUUAAAGACAAGAUCAAAAAGAGAUCUAAAGAUGAAAUUGUAAAUACCAUGGAUAAAACAAAUAAAAAAAAGAAGAAAGUAGCUGUGAUGAGUGUAAUUCAAGAUGAGAAUAUUACAGUCCAGAAAAAGAAAACUAAAUUUAUUAUGCCUUCAAGAUAUAUUACGGAAAGUAUUGUGGAAUCUUGUCUGAACGCAUUAGAUCAAGUGGCGGCUUGCAGUAUUAAAAAAAAUGCUAUUUUUGAGGAUGAACAAAAAAUAUUUGCUGAAAUACACUGUAUAAAAAUCCAAACCAGUACUGGGAACAUUAAAUUUGUUCUUCCUCAUAGUACAGCAGCAUCAACUGGUGAAAUAUGCCUUAUUACACCUGACAUAAGAAAAGGUAAAAAAAUAGAUCAUGAGCCCACAAUAGAUCAUUGGGAAGAAAUAUUGAAAAAGGCUGAUGUAACUUGUGUUAAAACAGUCCUUCCCCUGAGGCAACUAAAAGUAGAAUAUGAUCAGUAUGAAUUAAAAAGGAGAUUGCUCACCCAACAUGACUUUAUCAUGGUUGAUACAAGAAUUUUAAGCCAUGCCUCAACAAUUUUGGGAAAAAAGUUUUUUAAAAAGCAUAACAUGUUGAUUCCUGUAAAAGUAAAUGAAAAAAGUAAAGAUUUAAAAAAAUGUAUUGAUAUUGGUUUGCGUACAACUAUGCUACGGCUUGGACAAGGACCUACAACUGUAAUUUUGGUUGGCCAUACUGGCAUGCCAAAAAGUCAUUUAAAAGAAAAUAUUAUGUCACUAGUUGAACAACUUAAGAAUAAAUACCCAGGGGGUGAAGCGAACAUCCGAUCUAUAGCUUUAAAGUUACCAUUGUCAUUAUCUAUUCCUUUAUAUAUUACUUUGCGACCUUCAAGUUCAGUAAACAAUCCUCCAAAACUAAGAAUGAAAAAACCUAAGAAUUUCAAAGAUGUUGAAGAUGAGCUAUCAACUAUGCCUAAUACUGAAGUGAGAGUAGCUCCUGAUGGAACUGUUACCUUAAAAAAGAAGAAACCCAGAAAAAGUUGUGAAAUCCAGACCAGUGAAGAAGAGGAAGAGCUUUCAGAUAAGGAUGAAGAAUCUGAAUAAAAUUAUUACUAAGACAAAAUGAAUGAAUAAAAGCAAAUUUAUAAACAUACAUUUAAUAUUUUAUUAAAACAGACUAUUCAUAAACAAAGAUAAGACAUUUAUUAUCCUUUAUUAUAAUAAUCACUAAUCUGCAGUUUCAUUAACAUAAUUCUGUUCACGAUUCAUUGAACUAAGGUGUUUUUCAUUAGAGCUGUUUGCUGGCAUAGAAAUUAAAGAUAUUUGCAUUUUAAUAGGCCACACCUUCUUAAACUUUUUGAAAUUUUUUACUUUAGUAUUUUGUUCCUCAACAAACACGGGUUCCUUUUUAACAAUCAAUUCCUUUUUAACUGUCACAAUAGUGGUACCCAAAUUGAGUUCACUCAUUCUCUCAUCUAAUUCUUCUUUUAUGAACUUCUUAGAAAUAUCAAUAUCUUCAUUCUUCAAUAACUUUUCAUUAUUUUUCAUUAAUUCUUCCAAUUUUGCUCCUCUUAAAGAUGCUAAGUCUUCAUUUUUGUAUGUUGUACAUUUGGUUUUGUUUGAUAUAAUUUCAGAUUUUCUUUCUAUUUCCACACUGUCAAUUUCUUUUUUACUAUCAAAAAUAUUUGACUUGUUGUGAUAAGGCAUUUUCGGUUUAUUUUGCACAAAUUGAAAUAAAGAAUCUUCAUUAUCAUCAGAUUCUAAUUUACGCUUAUGUGGUUUAAUCAAAUUUAAUCUUUUUGUACUCUCUUCAUGUUGCUCAGUAUUGUGAGUACUUGAUUUAGUGACAAAAUUGAAAGCUUGACUAUCACCAGAUUCAGAACUGACUGCCAACUUUUUUGUAGGAUUUGUUUCAAUCUCAUGUUCAUCUUCAUUUUUUCUCUUAGUGCCAAUAUAAGCUUCAACAUGACUGGAUAUACUAAUAGCUAUUUUUUUCAGAGAAUUUUCUUGAAUAUCAUUUUCAUCACAAGCCUUUCGUUUUUGGCUUUUGCAUUUUUCAUUUUCUAUAUUAUUAGUAGAUGAUAAACUUUCAUUGAUAACUACAUUUUCUCUAUUGGAUUGAAUGUUUUGAUUUUGCUCUUGAGUUUCUUGAGCCAAUACUUUGCUUUGUUUAAUAUUUUGAUCUGAUUGCUUGAUUAUUUCUGUUGGAAAUUGGAAGUCUGGGUUACAAUAUUUCUGAGUAGAACAAUACAAUACGGCUAAACCUAUUUCAACAUCUGUUAUCAAUCUUUUUCCUUUACUCUUCAAAUAAUCUACUAUUUCUUGAAUCAAAUGUUUUUGUGUUUCAGUCUCUUGAGAUGCAGCAGUUAUAUUAUACUGUAUAACAAUAAAAUUCUUUUCACAUAGGGUAAUUUUUUUUAAUGCACAUUCACUCAAUAGCAAAGGAUUUGCUGCAGCAUUUGAUAAUACAGUUUUAUACAUUUCAUAUUGACGUUUUGAAAAAAACACUACAGUUUUAUCAGAAAAUAAAGUUUGUCUUCGGCUGUUAGGCAAGAAUGUGACAUUUUCUUUAUUAAGAGUGGAUUCAAUAAUCUGUGGUGUAUAAUCAUGAGGAUCCGGAAGCAUUACCUGACUCUUCACAGCGUCAAGACAUUUAUUCCAAAAUUCGACUGUAACAAUAUGAGCACCUUGAACUAGCGCUAAAACAACUUUCAUUGUCAAAGUAAUGGCAGGCAUUGUAAGAUAUUUGCAAGAUUCAUCCCAUUCACUCUUCAGUGUGCCUGAGAGACUACUCAAACACUCCCUUAAAUUUUGCAAAUUUUCGCCUUUAAGUGUAGAAGUACAAGUCACCAACGACUUGAAAUGAACUUUAAAAACACUAGACAUUUUCCCAAAUUUAAUAUGAUCUCCUUCAUUUAAUUGUUUCAUCAACUUGCUUUCAACUUUGUCACUUGAAUUAUUGACAAAUGUUCCAUAUCUAGAACCCAGAUCUUGUAAAAAUAAUUCGUUAUUUACAUUAUACAGAGUGGCAUGCUUUCUGCUGAUAGACGGAUCAUCAGCUAUCACAAAACACUCUUGCUGAUCAGCAUUACGACCGACUGUGAUUUCUUCAGUAACAUAAAUUACCCGACCAUUUUUCUCGUUUGCCAAAUACCACAUUUUGUCUCCGAUUGAUUACAUAAAACGAUAAUUCAACGUACCAACUACUGGAAUCUAUAAUUAAUAACAAUAAUAACGAAAAACAGAAAAGAAACUCCGAACCGCUGACGCCGACCACAGAGUAGGAUUGGGCAAAAAAUACCAAUAAAUCAAAAUAUCGAUAUUUAUUUUCAGAUAUCAAAUUCGUAUCAUAAUCGAUAUAUUUACAAUUUUUAUAGAUAAUUGCUUAUUGCGCAAAAAUAUCGAUAUGUCAAUAUAUUCUUGACAUUCUUUAUCGAUUCAUUAAAUAAAUAUCGAUAUGAUAUAUAUCGAUAUUUUUUUCCCAUUAGCCCAUCUCUACCACAUAGCAAUAUAGAAUUUGGAACAAUUUUUUAUCUUUGCACUAGAACUACAGCAAAUCG
Molecule: messenger RNA, 3726 nt
Organism: Diatraea saccharalis (sugarcane borer)
Lineage: Eukaryota; Metazoa; Arthropoda; Insecta; Lepidoptera; Crambidae
Source: the annotation of a GenBank genome assembly